Molecule: messenger RNA, 1318 nt
Organism: Beta vulgaris subsp. vulgaris (sugar beet)
Lineage: Eukaryota; Viridiplantae; Streptophyta; Magnoliopsida; Caryophyllales; Amaranthaceae
Product: truncated transcription factor CAULIFLOWER A
Exons: 7
Coding region: 286-933 (215 amino acids)
Biological process (GO): positive regulation of transcription by RNA polymerase II
Cellular component (GO): nucleus
Molecular function (GO): protein dimerization activity; DNA-binding transcription factor activity, RNA polymerase II-specific; RNA polymerase II cis-regulatory region sequence-specific DNA binding
Source: RefSeq, a predicted model, not a curated record
AUCUCUUUCAUCUUUUUUUUUCCGGCAUUUUUUUUUCAUUUCCUCUCUCUCUUACUUUAUACUACUCUAGGGUCUAUAUUAUACUAGUAUUCAUCAAUAGGGGAAGUAGUAGCAGUAAUAGAAGUACUAUCAGUUUUCUCUUCCUUUUGAAAUAAAAUUAGUAUUCUAUUCAAUUAAAAUCGAUCCACUAGUCUAAAUACUAGUACUAUUAUCAGAGGAGAAGAAAGGACAGAGAGAGUGAGAGAAAUUGCAGCGACGAAGAAAGAGAAAGGUAUUUGGAUAAGGAUGGGAAGAAGGAAGAUAGAGAUGAAAAGAAUUGAAGAUAAAAGUAGUCGUCAAGUUACAUUUUCAAAGCGGCGUUCUGGUCUUAUCAAAAAAGCUCGCGAACUCUCUAUCCUUUGUGAUGUCGAUGUUGCUGUUCUUGUUUUCUCUAAUCGUGGUCGUCUUUACGAAUUCGUCAAUAGUUCUUCUUCUUCCAGUUUGUCUCAGAUUCUUAAGCGCUAUCAAGAUUCCACUGCAGCAGACGGGAAAGCUUCAAUAGCUGCUGUUGAAACAGAGCAGAGUUCACCUUCUAGUUGUGCAGAAGUCCAAACAUGUGGUGAGCUAGUAAAAUCAGUUGAAAGGUACCUAGAAGGACCAGAGCUUGAAAAUCUUAGGCUUGAGGACUUCAUGAGGCUGGAGAGGCAACUAGCUGAUGCCCUUGUACAGACCAGAACCCGAAAGACUCAACUUAUGCUAGAAUCUAUCGGAACACUAAGUGAACAGGAGAAGCUGUUGAAACAAGAGAAUGAACAGUUGAAGGAUGAGGUAGCAAAUCUGAUAGGCAUUCCCAAGAGCCGAAACCAUAAGGAUUUAGGGGUUAACAACUUGAUGGAGGUGGAUGCUGAUAGACAAUACUCUCAGCCACUCAGAACACUUCCACUGCUGAGGUAACUGCUGUAAGAGUCGGCAUUGAGCAGCAUUUUGCACUUAUCAUGCUAAUUUGGCCAUCUAUGCAUGAUGAAAGCUCCUUGUUUAUCUGAUGAGGUCUCCUACAUCUAUCUAUUUGACAACUAUAUUUACAAAUAUAUUAGUCCUCUAUGUACCUACUUUUUAUGUGCUCCCAGAUGAACAAUUAUUAUACUACAGUAAUAAGCUAGAUUCAGAGUAAUAAAGCAGACAAGUGAAGUACUCGGAGAAGGUUAUUGUAAAGUAUGUCUAGUUGGUCAAGUGGUUCUUGUGAAUAAUCUCUUGUUGUAAGAGUGGUUCAGUCUUCAGUUAUCUUGGGAUUAUUGCUAAUGGUAUCCUUCCUGUCUGGGAAAGUGAGCAUUAUAUUGAA